Molecule: messenger RNA, 2091 nt
Organism: Chaetomium fimeti
Lineage: Eukaryota; Fungi; Ascomycota; Sordariomycetes; Sordariales; Chaetomiaceae
Exons: 3
Coding region: 1-2091 (696 amino acids)
Source: RefSeq, a predicted model, not a curated record
AUGAACAAAUACCCAGGCUGGAACCUAGACCUACGAUUGACGAAUUACAAAGACAGUCAUGGCCAUUAUCCUAUGGGCAUCCAUUUCAACUACUAUGGAGUCAACUCGGCGUUGAUGCCGGUGCGCGAGACAGCCAUGCUGUUGGUCAUGGACCGUCUGACCGACAAACCAAACUGGCACACCAAGGUUUUUGAUGACGAGAUUGCUAAAAAGUGGAAAACCGAAGCCCUGGCCUGGCCGGACGAGGACCUGUGGGACCGCCUGAACAAUUGUCACGAGGACGGUGAGGACGACCUACGCAUACCGACCCCGAUCUUGGACAAGGAGUGCGUUGACUACUGCAUUCUGGAACUACGACACAAAGCCGAACACUUUAAGCGCACAAGGAUCACGCCUACUCUGGAUGCUACCUUCAGUAUCGCCAAAUCGGAUGAGCUAGUGCCCGAUGAGCUGCGAUCCACCCUACGCGAGUCCUUCGCCAUAUUGCAGGCCGACCAGGCGUCCAACCCGGAUUGGCACCCCAAUACCAACAAAACGGUGCAGGACCUCGUUCACCCAUCCAUGUACCCGCUCGUGUACGGUCGCUCGCUCUUUCUUCCGGAUGAGGUCGUGGGUGUUGAGGAUGCGGUCGACAAGUUCGCCGGGAAAGGGGAGGUGAUCCCGAGGCGGGCGGAAUGGGGCGACGAGCCGACCGAUGAAAAGAGAUGGCCGCCAGUGUUCUGGGGCGGUAGGGGGAUUGACAAGACCUUUUGGUCUACCGUAUACCAAUGGCUCCCCGCGAACGUCACAUUCACGGCCGACGGUGGCGUGCGGUUCACCAGCUACAUCAACAACCUACACCCGACGAAGUACCGCGGCAUUUAUAGCGCCGUCGAGAAGCUCAUCGAGACGGCGCUCCCCAUGUGGGACCAGUGCCUCGCACAGUCUACCGGCUACCAGCAUUACGAUGGUGCCGGUCGACACAGCCCUCGUUUCCCAGUGCCCCAGGAUCCAGACGACGAGAAUCCAGAUAACUGGGACAUAAAAUCAGCGGCCGAAAUGAUGGAAAUGGAAGCAGCCGCAAACCUGGAUGAGGAAUUACUGGGGCAAACGGGGCUAUCCAACGAUGAGAGGAAAUCGACCGGGCAGCCAAAUUACGCCGAUCUGGAAGGUGAAGAACAGGCCGAAUUGGAGGAACGUUGGUAUGAAGCCCGCAAGCCGAUUCAGCUUCGGCCGCCAGCCUUUUCCACGAGCAAAGUCGACUAUGCCGUCGAUCCGAAGAAAACACUACGCGAAAUGUUCAAGGAUACCGGCCUCCAAAUCAUCGUCAAGAUGGCCUCCAUCGAGCUCACACCCGAGAAUCCCGAGUUCUCGCCCGGCGGAUGGCACGUCGAGGGGCAGAUGAACGAACACAUUGUCGGCACGGCGCUCUACUAUCUCGACUCCGAGAACAUUACCGAGAGCCACCUCGACUUCCGCACUUUUACGACCCGUGAGCAGGAAGACGAGUUCGAAGUCGGACAGGACGCUUACCACUGGAUGGAGAGCAUAUACGGUGCCAGAUUUGGGUGCGGCAGCGGCAGCGCCUGCCUGCAGAGGUACGGCAGUGUCCUCACCCCUCCGGGCCGCUUGCUCGCCUUCCCCAACGUCUUCCAACACCGCGUCUCCGGCUUCCGGCUCGCCGAUCCGACCAAGCCGGGCCACCGCCGGUUCAUCGCGCUGUGGCUGGUCGACCCCAAGAUGCGCAUCAUCAGCACGGCGAACGUGCCGCCGCAGCAGGACAGCUGGUGGGCUGAGAAAGCGUUUGGCGCAUCGUCCAGCGAGGGUAAUAAUGACUUGUCGGGCAUACCGCCGGAAAUCGCCCAGCUGCUGGUCGAGCGCGGCGUCGGCGGAGAUCAGCUUGCCGAAGCGCUGGCGGCGGGCAAGGCCGGCGAGCCGAAGCUACCGGUCGAGCUGCUCGCCAUGGUGAGGAAGGAGUUGGGAGAUGGGCUGCCGAUGAGCCGCGAGGAGGCCGAGGAGCACCGUCUGAAAUUGAUGACGUCCCGUUCGGUGUUUCAGGACGCGGCCAGGACCAGAUGGCAGCACGAAACGUACAGCUUUUGUGAGCAUUAG